This is a messenger RNA of Acipenser ruthenus (sterlet), 1252 nucleotides long. RefSeq names its product insulin-like growth factor-binding protein 6. NCBI's taxonomy places the organism in Eukaryota, Metazoa, Chordata, Actinopteri, Acipenseriformes, Acipenseridae. Gene Ontology annotation, biological process: regulation of insulin-like growth factor receptor signaling pathway. The coding region runs from base 172 to 879 and encodes 235 amino acids. Gene Ontology annotation, cellular component: extracellular region. The record is from RefSeq and is a predicted model, not a curated record. Gene Ontology annotation, molecular function: insulin-like growth factor I binding; fibronectin binding; insulin-like growth factor II binding. The transcript is spliced from 5 exons.
CGGUGUUUGUCUCGUCAAGGUUCAUCAACAUGUCAUACCGCGUUUAAAAAACGCAACAUGAAAUAACACGCCACAUUUAAAAACUAGAUAUGGCACACCUGAGCUUGUUACCUAUACACUGUGGUCAAGCAAGCUCAUAGUAAAACCUGGAAUGGAUGACAGUGCUAUGCAAUGGGAGUCUUGCUGCCAUCCCUGCCGUCUGUGUUGAGUUCUUGUUUCCCAAACACAGUGAAAGCAUGGCAAUGCGUAGCACAAAGCAUGUCUGUAGUGAGCCAGCCUCUCGUUGUGCUGCUGCUUCCCCUUCUACUCCCCCUGUGCUGGGCCAGGGCUGCCAGACCAGCUCAGGACUGCCCCUCCUGCCAGGGCCCUGGGGCAGUGCCAGGGAAGAAGGCUGUGGAAGGAACCAGGACGAUGGGGGAAUCCUGCGGAGUCUACUCCUCUGGCUGUGCCCCUGGGCUGCGCUGUGUGCCCCGUCUUGGGGAGGGAAGCCCCCUGCAAGCCCUGCUACAUGGGAGAGGUGUCUGCACCAGGGUGUCUUCACCAGGGAAAGUUGACUAUGCCACCCAAACACAGCCAGGUGGAAUCCUGCCCCAUAAUAACCACACGCUGCUGAACUCCAGCGCAGAGGAAGGGACUAUCGAAAAGGCUCCCUGCGGGCAGCACUUGGAGGCUGUCAUGCAGGCGCACAAACUGACCGUAAUCCGUCAUGUAAAAGACAUGUACAUACCCAACUGCGACCCAAGAGGAUUCUACAGAAAAAAACAGUGCAGAUCAUCAAAAGGCAUGCGGAGGGGGGUGUGCUGGUGCGUCAAUGAAUUUGGACACCCCCUCCCAGGACAGAGCAGAGGAGAGGCUUCCCUGAAGUGUGAUGGAGAGUGAGGGAGGAGGAGAGGAGCUGAACACCUCAUCACCUAACGUAUCACAUUCUCUCUGCAUUGCACAUUUCAUUGAUCUUUCACGAGGAGAGUUAGGAGCCUCACGAUCUCGACUAUUUUCCUAAAACUGACAUUUUUAUAUAGAACAAUAAUAUUAAUGAUGGUAAUAAUAAUACCACAUGUUUAUUCUUAAUUUAUUCUCGAAUCAAAUAUAUAUAAUGUUCUUUUUUAUGAUGUUGUUAUUAUUAUUUUUUUAUUAUUAUUAUUAUUAUUACAAAUAUCUUCAUGUAAUGGCCUCCAGGAGAUUCAAACACAUUUAAAAAUAAUAAUUAUUGUAUAGAUCGAAGAAGUAAAAAAAAAAAAAAAAAAAAAAAUUA